Messenger RNA from Syzygium oleosum, 2196 nucleotides. RefSeq names its product probable polygalacturonase. Bases 142 to 1596 code for a protein of 484 amino acids. Gene Ontology annotation, molecular function: polygalacturonase activity. Gene Ontology annotation, biological process: carbohydrate metabolic process. The transcript is spliced from 5 exons. The record is from RefSeq and is a predicted model, not a curated record. NCBI's taxonomy places the organism in Eukaryota, Viridiplantae, Streptophyta, Magnoliopsida, Myrtales, Myrtaceae.
CCUUCUCUUUCUUUCUUCACCUUCGUGUGUCCCUUCGGUUGUCUCGCGCGAACUGUUGCAUUCCUCCUCCUCCUCCUCCUCCUUCCUCUGCAUGCAUGUGAGCGGCGACGACGGCGGCGGCGGAGGCGGCGGAGAUCGAGCAUGGACACCGGGAAACCCGCCUCCGGGCUCGGAUCCGCGGCGGCCCACCUGACCCGACCCGCGUGGACGCCGCCCCUCCUCCUCCUGCUGUCUUUCCUCGCCGUCCUCGCCUUCCAGAUCGCCACCAGGCCGGUCCCGGCGGUCGUUCCGCCGCCGCCCCCCUGCCCCGCCGCCGCCGGUGGUGCGCCCGCCUGGCCCGGGAGCUGCGCGGGGUUCUUCCGCGGGUCCCCGCAGGCGAGGAAGGUGGUGAUGUCGCUGCGGGACUUCGGAGGGGUCGGCGACGGCGGGAGGCCGGAGACCGAGACGUUCCGGAGGGCGGUGCGCCACAUGCGACUGUUCGGAGGCGCGGGCGGGUCGCAGCUGAACGUGCCCAAGGGGACGUGGGUCACGGGGAGCUUCAACCUCACCAGCAAUUUCACCCUCUUUCUCGAAGAGGGUGCUCUGAUCCUGGGCUCUCAGGACCCAAACGAUUGGCCCAUCAUUGAGCCUUUACCAUCUUAUGGAAGAGGAAGAGAGAGAUUAGGAGGGAGGCACAUAAGCCUUAUCCAUGGGAAUGGCCUCACUGAUGUUGUCAUCACAGGAAACAAUGGGACAAUAGAUGGUCAGGGGAGGAUGUGGUGGGAACUAUGGUGGAACAGAACAUUGGAGCACACACGAGGCCAUUUGGUCGAACUCGUGAACUCACACAACGUUCUCAUCUCCAAUCUUACCUUCAGAAAUUCACCCUUUUGGACGAUUCAUCCCGUUUACUGCAGUAACGUAGUUAUAAAAGACAUGACGAUCUUGGCUCCCCUCAAUGCCCCAAAUACAGAUGGUAUUGAUCCAGACUCGUGCAGCAAAGUGUGCAUCGAAGACUGUUACAUUGAGAGCGGGGACGAUCUUGUAGCGGUAAAGAGUGGAUGGGACCAAUAUGGAAUUGCAACAGCGCAUCCUAGUUCGGAUAUUAUUGUUAGGAGAGUAUCAGGAACCACUCCCACUUGCUCUGGGGUUGGGAUUGGUAGUGAGAUGUCGGGAGGGAUUUUAAACGUAACUAUAGAAGAUCUGCAUGUCUGGGACUCUGCCGCCGGAAUCCGUAUCAAGACAGAUAUUGGUCGAGGAGGCUAUAUAGCUAAUAUCAGUAUAAGUAAUGUGAUGAUGGAACGGGUCAAAAUUCCCAUAAGAUUUAGCAGAGGUUCUAAUGAUCACCCAGACAAGGGAUGGGACCCGAAAGCCAUUCCUAGAGUGAAGGGUGUAUUCAUAAGCAAUGUGGUGAGCGUGAAUUCUACAAAAGGCCCCGUCUUAGACGGUAUGAAGGUUUCACCAUUCGAAGAGAUAUGCAUGAGAAAUAUCAGCUUGAUUGGAUUACCUCCGUCUGCGAAUUGGCACUGUGAAUUUCUUUCGGGUUUCGCUGAUGACGUCUCUCUAGUGCCGUGUCCUGAGUUGCAGGACAAUAGUUCGACAUUCUCCUGUCCUUAGAAACUGGAGGAUUUGCGUUUGUACAGCAAUAUGAAAAUGAUAUUCUCGAUACUAUUGCAGCGAUGAAAGACAUUUCCGGAGAAAAGGACUCGAAAUAUGAGAGUCUUCUGAUUCUGUUUACGUGACAGAAAGGCCGAGAUGUCGAGAUUUCUGUUACAUGAAUUCGAGGAGGCAUUCUGGGCUCAGCAAGAGCCCCCACUAUAGGAGAGAACGGCAGACUCUCGUAAGUUACAUUGGCGUGAGGAAGAGAUGCUUUUGGCGUGAUCGACAGUUACUGGAUUUACACAUUAAAACAACAUUCAUUGAUUCAAAUGAUUUUUCUGCAUUCUUUGAUAUUGUGGAUAUACACAGCAAGAGGAGAGAUCAGGUUGUACAGAAGAGGAUGGAGACUGUAACGUGGCCUCACGUGAAAGUUGAUACUGGUUAUUCAGAAGUAACAUUGAGCUGCUGUAUUUUUUACUUGAUUUGUGUGUCAUAGAGUUUCAUGUGGGAUUUGAAUCACAUCGUCAAUCCUGUUGAGUGUCAAACUUGCUUAUAUAGGGAAUUAUACAAGUCCGUCCAUAGUUAAUUUAAAUUACAACGAUAGUUAAUUUUUCUUCA